CAAGACAAUUCAUUUCCGGUAUAUUGGGAAUAUUCUGGUUCUUGUCUUUGGUGCAAGACGCCAAUUCUUAUAAAUUUAGUCUGUAAUUUGAUCGAAGUGUUAAUUGAUCGAAGUUUUGUUUGGAAUUCGUGGCCAUAAAGCCAUGGAUAUGCCACCGCCUCCAGAGGACCAAGAACUGAGGAAUGUCAUUGACAAAUUGGCCCAGUUUGUGGCCCGGAAUGGGCCUGAAUUUGAGAAGAUGACAAUGGAGAAGCAGAAGGACAAUCCCAAAUUUUCCUUCUUAUUUGGCGGAGAUUUUUUCAACUACUACAAGUACAAGUUGGCCGUUGAGCAGCAACAGCAUUCUACUACACAGGAAUGUGAGGAGUAUAAGUUGGAAGUGAUUUGCAAGCAGCCAGGGCAGGAGCCUCCAGAUGGCCCACCCCCAAUGGCCAUGAUGCCGCCGCCCCCCAUCCCUCCGGCCACGCCCUCAGUGGACGAGCUGAUCCAGCAGAGCCAGUGGAACCUGCAGCAGCAGGAACAGCAUCUGCACAGUCUCAGACAGGAGCAAGUGACUGCCGCUAUUGCGCUGGCUAUGGAACAGCAGACACAGAAGCUCCUGGUGGAGACGCAGCUGGACAUGGCCGAGUUCGACAGCCUGCUCCAGCCCAUUAUCGACACCUGCACCAAGGACGCCAUCUCGGCUGGGAAAAACUGGAUGUUCAACAACGCUAAGUCACCGCAGCACUGCGAGCUGAUGACCCGCCACCUGCGCAACCGCAUCACCACGGACGGCGCGCACUUCGAGCUCCGCCUGCACCUCAUCUAUCUCACCAACGACGUCCUGCACCACUGCCAGAGGAAGCAGCAGAGGGACCUGCUGGCUGCUCUGCAGAAGGUUGUGGUGCCCAUUUACUGCACAAGCUUCCUGGCCGUGGAGGAGGACAAGCAGCAGAAGAUAGCCAGAUUGCUGCAGCUGUGGGAGAAGAACGGCUACUUCGACGAGGUGACGAUCCAGCAGCUGCAGAGCCCGGCUCUGGGCCUGGGUCAGUACCAGGCCUCGCUCAUCACCGAGUACGCCGCCGUGGUGCAGCCCAUACAGCUGGCCUUCCAGCAGCAGAUCCAGACCCUCAAGUCCCAGCACGAGGAGUUCGUGGCCAACCUGAAGCAGCAGCACAGCGCGGCGGCGGCGGUGGCGGCCGGACAGUUACCGCCGGGGGACGCCGAGGUGAAGCCUGCGUCGCAGGUCGCCGCGGUGACCACACAGCCUGGGGAUGUGAAGCCGCCCUUGGCCGUCCCGCCCCCAGAUUAUGAUGGGGCUCCGGCCAGGCCUCCUGACUCCGCCCCCAGUGGCCCCAAUGAACCAAUCCCUGCCUCUAAGCCCAGCUGGUUUGACCCCCAACACAACAUCUCUGCAUGGGCCCCGCAGCAGCCGCCGCCGUUCGACCCUACGCAGGCCCCGCCCCCGUGCCCGCCCUGGAACAGCCACGAGGGCAUGUGGAACGAGCAGCGGGACUCCAGCUGGAGCGGCCCGCGGGAGAGCGGCCCCUGGAGCGGCGCGCCGGAGCCCCCGCCGUCCUGGAGCGGCCAGUACGAGCAGCCGCCCUGGAGGUCAGCGGAGAGCCGCCCUCGAUGAGCGCCCCCGAUUCGAGGCCGUCCCCCCCAGCAGCCCCCCCGUUACAGCCCCCACCCCCCCACCGGCCGUCCCGCCCGCUUCAUGCAGGAGGACUUCCCCCCGCCACACCGCAGCGGCCGCCCUACCCGCCACCGCUUACCCGCAGGGGACUUCCCCGCGAAGCUGGGGCCUCCUCCCCACCACCACCCCAGCCAGAGGAUCCCCCCUCCGGGGAUGUCGGAGCACCCACCGUGGGGGGGAAACCAGCACCCCGACUUCGGCCCCCCGCCGCACGGCUUUAACGGGCAGUCCCCCCACAUGAGACGCCAGGCCCCCUCCCACGUCAACCAGGACGACCCCAGCCUGGUGCCGAACGUCCCGUACUUCGACCUGCCCGCCGGACUCAUGGCCCCUCUAGUGAAACUUGAAGACCACGACUACAAGCCCCUGGACCCCAAAGACAUCCGCCUGCCUCCUCCCAUGCCCCCCAGUGACCGUCUGCUGGCAGCUGUGGAGGCCUUCUACAGCCCCCCCUCUCACGACAGGCCCAGGAACAGUGAGGGCUGGGAACAGAACGGCCUGUACGAGUUUUUCAGAGCGAAGAUGAGAGCCAGGAGGAAAAAGGGGCAGGAGAAGAGGAACAGUGUCCGAGGAAGCCGCUCACGCAGCCGCUCGCGAAGUCGGGGCCGGUCCUCGUCCCGCUCCAGCUCCAGGUCCUCCAAGUCCUCGCGCUCCUCCUCCAGGUCACGGUCCCGCUCCAGGUCUCGGUCCUACUCCAGGUCACGGUCCAGAAGCAGGAGCGGGUCCCGCUCGUCCCGCAGCCGCUCCCGCUCCAGGUCCCGGUCCAAGUCUCGCUCCCCGGACAAGAGGCGUCGCACCAAAUCCCGCAGCCCCACCCCUCCCUCCACCUCUGGGCUCGGGUCUGCAGCUUCCUCCAUCCCACCGGAACUGAGGCUGGGGGAGGAGAACAAGGGCCACCAGAUGCUAAUGAAAAUGGGAUGGAGUGGAUCCGGUGGGCUGGGAGUCAAGGAGCAGGGCAUCCAGGAUCCCAUCAAGGGAGGAGACAUCCGGGACAAGUGGGACCAGUACAAGGGAGUGGGCGUGUCACUGGAUGACCCGUACGAAAAUUACCGCAGGAACAAGAGUUACAACUUUGUCGCCCGUAUGAAGGCAAGGGAGGAGGUGAAUCGGGAGCCCUCGGAACCUGCUCCUGCAGAGUGAUCGCAGACUCCGCUCAGAUUCCAGAACUCCCACAAUGCAUCAGCAGAUUGUAUCCUGCUCAAAUAAAUGUGAUUUUUGUAACUAACUCCGAGGCCCGGCAGUAUUUUUGUCUGUCUUGCGUCUGAUGUGCAUCUUUCUAAGAACCAAAAUUCAGAGAGGUCCUUAAGUAAGAUUGAUUUUGUAGUCUAGACCAUUUCUUUAAAAAAAAAAAAACAUCUGUUCUUUUAGAAAAUUCUAGCCUGAUUGCCUGGAAAUAAUGUAGAGUACUGUGACUUUUUCUUUUUAAAAACCAUAUGGUAAUGUAUAUUCAAACAUUGAGGAUAUAGUUUCCACAGUAAUCUUUGUAUGUUUCACCAUCCAGACUAUAAAAUGUCAAUAAAUAAAGGGUUUUAAAGGCUU
This is a messenger RNA of Anguilla rostrata (American eel), 3214 nucleotides long. RefSeq names its product calcium homeostasis endoplasmic reticulum protein (gene cherp). Gene Ontology annotation, biological process: intracellular calcium ion homeostasis; RNA processing. Lineage: Eukaryota; Metazoa; Chordata; Actinopteri; Anguilliformes; Anguillidae. Gene Ontology annotation, cellular component: perinuclear region of cytoplasm. Gene Ontology annotation, molecular function: RNA binding. The record is from RefSeq and is a predicted model, not a curated record.